AUGACCACUAUUCCAUUUGAUUGUAUUGUUCAGAAAGAAAGUUCUCCUUUCAAAAUUGAGAUUAAAAUUGACGAAAGGAUUUCUGAACUCAGAAAAAAAGUUUAUGAUAGUUUACACGAAGAAUCUGCUCCUAAAAUCGAAGAUAUAAUUUUAUGGAAAAAAAACUCUAAAAUUAUGCGGCGGCUUAAAACCUUAACAAUUGAAAAACUUAAAAUUCUUGGGUGUGAAUGUAUAGAAUUAUCUGAUAUUACCGAAACUAUUAAAAAUAUUUUCAAAUUACCUCUCAAGCAAAAUCAUACAUAUAUUAUUGUAUUCAUUACAAAACUAACGUGGAUGAAAAUAAAUGAUAUUAGUAUUUAUAUCAAAACAUGGAAGGCAGAGACAGACGAUCCAAAAGCAUACAUAACUUUCCUCCAUGGUUUUGCUGAUCGCAUAGAUUUUUACGAUCACAUAUUCACUGAAUUUAGUGAGGCGGGAAUUGAAGUUAAUGCAUUUGACCGACGAGGACAUGGUCGAACAUAUAAAGAAGUCGGAAACCCUAUAAUUGGAGGGAAUUGGAAAGAUGCAAUUAAAGAUAUAACAAAAUUUAUAGAGAAGCAAAAUUGA
This is a messenger RNA of Cetraspora pellucida, 606 nucleotides long. Lineage: Eukaryota; Fungi; Glomeromycota; Glomeromycetes; Diversisporales; Gigasporaceae. The record is from the annotation of a GenBank genome assembly.